CAGUGGUGUGCGGUGGUGACACCAUCGUAUACCUGGUUGUUUGAAAGUGUGGAUAAAUAUUGGAAAAGUUUGAAUUUUGUAUGAAAUUUGAAAAAAUGGCUACUAUAGGACGAACGAUAACUCCAGCUGGUACAGAUGGAUCCGAUUUUGAACAUAGACAAAGAGUGGCAACCCAUUAUCAAGCAAGCGCAUUGAAUAAGUCAAGACUGAAAUACUGUAUUUUUUUUCAUUACCUACUGUUCUUUGUUAUGCUUGCUAAAUUGUCUGCUGAUAUUCUAGACAGAUUAGAUAUAUUUAUCCUAGAAAUAGAAGAAUUGGAUAUUCCUAAGCCAUUAUGGUGGGAAUAUAUUUGGUGCAUCAGUUUUCCACUAUCAUUUUUAGGAUUAGAAGCAAUAAAAAAGAACAGAGUAUCUUUAAUGAGGUACUACAGGCUUGGUGUUCUCUUAUUUGCAUUGGUUCCCAUCUGUUAUGCUGGAGUUUAUUAUUUCUUUGAUGUUUGGACCUACCUCAAGCACGAAGUCGAAGAGGAUCUAGAAAACAUUGAAUGGUGGCAGGGUUAUCCAUAUGGUAUGUUAUGGUAUGCAUUCUUGAUUGUGGCUCUUCAGAUCCACCUGUUCACUCUGCAUUUCUCCCAGAAACUUCUUGACGCUUGGUUGGCUAGGAUCUUAGGAAGGAAGCAAGAAUAAAUCUUUAUACAGUUUGCAUCUUGUUAACUAAUUCAGAUAUUUAAAUUAUUGUUCACUGGGAAUGUGUUUGGUGUUAAUAUGGGAUUGGGUGGAGAAAAUAUAGAACAAUAGAUGUGAAUAAAUGGACCUUUAUUUGUCUUCUCAAAGACUGUUCAUACUGUUAAAAUUCACUUCAGCCUGGGAACUUUUGUACAUGUUUAGAAAUAGUAUCAUAUAAAUUAAGCCAUUUAUCAUACUUACGAUGCCUAACAACAUCAUUUAAUGAAGUACACAGAUUUGUUUCUGCAACAGUUUGCUGAUAGUUCCGAAAAUUAUUUUAGUUAAGUAAUAAUAAACGUUUCUUGUUGUUUAUAAAUUUCGAUGCCUUAAUAAUCACUUCACUGACCAAAUCAAACUAUUUUAAUUUUUUUAUAUUCUUGAAUGCCCAUUUUUAUUUACAUUGUUUGCAUAAGUAUAUUUAAUAAACUGAAGCUUUAUUAAGAUGCACUAUAAAUACACUUACCAAACAGUUUAACUGUUGAAGAAAUAAACCUACUCUUUAUAAGACUGUAUAACUAUGGGGACCUUCUGAAAUUAUUAUAAGUCAAUUUAACCAACUCAAAAAGUAGAAUUUAAAUUUUUAGUAGGUUCCCGAAAAAUGAAGUGCGUUAUUAAAAGAGUACUUAGAAGAAAAUUGAGGUCUAAAGGUUACGUUUAGUGUAAGAAUUAAAACAAUGUCAGAUGAUAAGUUAUAUCUUAUACCUGUCUAUCGUGAUGAUAAAUAAUUAUAUUUGCUCUAAUCUGCACAGAUAAAUUCACUGGCACUUUUUUAUUUUUACAAUUUAGGAGAUCGGCCCUGCGGACAUGGACAUGAACCUGUUUUCUUAAGCAAAGUGUACUUUUUUCACUUUUUUUAACUCUUAUUUUUAUAUUCUCGAAACAGGAAUUAAUUAAUUCCUGUUUCGAAUCAUUAGUUUCCAAAUCCUUGGCCCAUUGUGUUAUUUUCUUUUGAUGGAUGGGAUAAGUAGCGGCUUUUUUGCAGGAUGGCAUAUUGGAAACGGCAUAUCUUUUAUUUGCCAAUGAAGUGUCAUUCAUGAAAUGGUCAUGCCAGACAUAAUUUUGGUUAGAAUCUUGCUAGUCUGUUUUUCGUCAAGGAAAUGUGAAUUUUUCCUUCAUCAUGACAUGUGUUGCUGUGAUUUUGUUAACUUUUUCUUUUCUGCUUCAAUAUAAAAUGUUCAAUUUUACGAAAUGGUUCUAAUUUUAUCACCCCAUUGUGUAUUAAUUUUUGUCAGAUUUAUUUUUUAAAAGAAACAGUCCAAAUACAACCCGCUCCUUGUACAGUUAUACAUAUACAAAUUUAUAGUCACUUCGUUAAAACCGUGUAAUAAUUUUUAUGUAAUUCUUUAAGAAUGUUGAAAUUGAAAUGUAAUUAAUGUGUUCUUAUAUCUUUUAACUAGUUAUGUGUUUUUUGUAUGCAAUUAUUGUAGAAUAUUUGAAUAUUUAAAACACACUUUUUGGAAUUCUAUUUUCGAAAAAUAAAAUCUAUUUUCU
This is a messenger RNA of Diabrotica balteata, 2216 nucleotides long. The record is from the annotation of a GenBank genome assembly. Lineage: Eukaryota; Metazoa; Arthropoda; Insecta; Coleoptera; Chrysomelidae.